AUGGCUAUAGCAGCAGAAUUCGACCUCGAGCUCGAUCAGAUGGAUGCAGUCAACGCCUUUAUUAACUGCCCACUCGAGGAAGAAGAAGUUGUCUACAUGCGCCUUCCACCAGGCUUCCAAAAGCCAGGAAAGGUUCUACGGCUUAGGAAAGCUCUAUACGGACUACGAAGAUCACCCCUUCUUUGGCAACAGCAUUUAACAGGUUCCCUCGAAGCCCUAGGAUUUACGAAAGUCCCUCAGGAACCGUAUAUAAUGCAGAAGGGUAAAAUCACGGUCUUCUUUUACGUCGAUGACAUUAUCUAG
Hirsutella rhossiliensis is the source of this 303-nucleotide messenger RNA. RefSeq names its product reverse transcriptase (RNA-dependent DNA polymerase) domain-containing protein. Lineage: Eukaryota; Fungi; Ascomycota; Sordariomycetes; Hypocreales; Ophiocordycipitaceae. Bases 1 to 303 code for a protein of 100 amino acids. The record is from RefSeq and is a predicted model, not a curated record. The transcript has a single exon.